GUUGAUUCUAUCUACUCCGAGAUUUUAUUUUGAUAUUUUCUCUUGAGAAGAUUGAUUCUAUAGAGAGAGAGAGCGAUGAGGAUGAUGAUGAUGAUGAUUCGAACGGCUUUGGUGUUCGUUGUCUUCUUCGUUGGAGGUGUGGUACAAGCGCAGCUGAUACCUCCGGUGAGGCGUGACGGAUUCGUGUAUCCACCGGGUCGGAAGAUUGAACCGGAUACGAUACUUAUCGAGGCGUAUUUUGACCCGGUUUGCCCGGACUGUAGAGACGCUUGGGAGCCACUAAAGCUAGCGAUUGAUCACUAUGGAUCUCGCGUUGCUCUUGUUCUUCACCUUAUUCCUUUGCCCUUCCAUGACAAUGCAUUUGUAGCAUCUCGGGCCUUACACAUCGUUGAUACCUUGAACGCCAAUGCCACGUUUAACUUGCUGGAAGGGAUUUUCAAGCAUCAGGCAUUGUUUUACAACUCGCAAACACAACUCAUGUCAAGACCUGCAGUUGUGGACAAAUUAAUCAAGCUUGGAUAUAGCGUCUCAAGAGGAGUCUCUGCGACACCAACCUUCUACGUGAAUGGGUUCGAGCUUCCUGGUGCUGGUUCUCCCAAAGAUUAUGAAGGAUGGAGAGACACCAUCGAUCCUCUGCUUAAACCACAAGAAGUAGACAUACCAGACACCUUCCUUUCAUUCCUCACGCAAUCAUCUUAUUAGUUGUAAUUUCUAUGCUGUGCCAAACUCCCACCUACUUAUAGUCUAAAAAAUCCAAGCAUCAGUCUCAUACAUGUUCAUAUUACUUUUACUUUUAUAAAAUUGCAUAGUCUAGUAAGAUUCUCCUAGAAGUCGUGUGUAUGUGAUACUAUUUUACUUUUACAAAAGUAUUUAGUAAAAAAGGUGGUUUGUAGUA
Camelina sativa (false flax) is the source of this 895-nucleotide messenger RNA. NCBI's taxonomy places the organism in Eukaryota, Viridiplantae, Streptophyta, Magnoliopsida, Brassicales, Brassicaceae. The record is from RefSeq and is a predicted model, not a curated record.